Molecule: messenger RNA, 417 nt
Organism: Ceutorhynchus assimilis (cabbage seed weevil)
Lineage: Eukaryota; Metazoa; Arthropoda; Insecta; Coleoptera; Curculionidae
Source: the annotation of a GenBank genome assembly
AUGCAAGUGCAACUUUUCAGUUUUGUCGUUUUGGCAAUAAUUGCCACAGUUUUUGCAGUACCGUCGGUCAUUGUUGAAGAUGAAGAAGGCCAGCAGUACUAUUUGACACCAGUAUUAAGUCGCGAAAGAAGACAAGCUCAAGGAUUUGGACAAGGCGGCGGCAACGGAAAAAGUCAAGGUGGUUUCGCUGGAUUCAACAAUCCCAAUGGAUCCGGAGGAAGUGUUGGUUAUGGUCACGCCAACGGUUAUGGACACACUUUAAGUGUAGAUGGUAUGGUGCCGGUUUGGUCGAACAAAAACCGACUUGGUGAGUCCACUUUGAAUGUUGGAGGUGGCGCUACUCACCAUUUUGGAGGCCCGGGAGGCAGUCAGAACUUGGACAAACGGGUCGGAGUUAAUUUCAAUCAUAGAUUCUAA